AACAAGUUAUUCUUCGCUGAUUUUCGAGGUGGUAGCAACUUGGUGAACGCAAUCAAACAUUAAACAUGGUGUCGAUAUCUCUACAAGACCCUGUGGUCCAAUCGUACAUGGUGUACUCCGCGAUUUUGGCUAUAAAAAUGUUUGCAGUAACUUUUCUGACUGCGAAAGUACGGACCUCAAAGAAGGUAUUUGCUAACGAGGAGGAUGCGAAAAACUAUAACGGACAAGUGAAGCUCAACGAUCCAGAUGUGGAGCGAGUGAGGCGAGCUCAUCUCAACGACCUGGAGAACAUCCCAGCGUUCUGGGUGCUGGGCGCGCUGUACCUGACCACGGGACCGUCAGCCUUCCUCGCCACAAUGCUGUUCAGACUUUUCACCGCGGGCAGGAUCGCGCACACAGUUUUUUACGCCAUUUUCCAGUCACCAGCGCGCGGACUUGGAUUUGCCUCGGCAUUUCUUAUAAACAUCUACAUGGGACUUCAAGUAAUACUGUAUUAUAUUAGUGCCCUGUGAGUACGGAAAUAUGUUUGCAAUAAUACGAGUAAGACUGUUGAUGAGUGAUUAACUAAGUUUAUUUAAAUAAAAUGUAGUUUCGUGUACAA
Messenger RNA from Trichoplusia ni (cabbage looper), 601 nucleotides. Its product is annotated as prostaglandin E synthase-like. The record is from RefSeq and is a predicted model, not a curated record. Gene Ontology annotation, cellular component: membrane. The coding region runs from base 66 to 512 and encodes 148 amino acids. The transcript has a single exon. Lineage: Eukaryota; Metazoa; Arthropoda; Insecta; Lepidoptera; Noctuidae.